Messenger RNA from Bursaphelenchus okinawaensis, 3373 nucleotides. The record is from the annotation of a GenBank genome assembly. Lineage: Eukaryota; Metazoa; Nematoda; Chromadorea; Rhabditida; Aphelenchoididae.
AUGGUAACAUUAGUCAUCUGGCUACAACAAACAUGGACUGACUAUAAACUAAAAUGGGACCCUGAAGAGUACGGUAACAUCACAGAGAUCAGACUGCCGAAUGAUGCUGUUUGGAAACCUGACAUCUUCUUGUUCCACAGGUAAUCACCUUCUUUAGAUAUCAGAAAUUGCAGUUAAUAACCAGUAAUCUUUAAUCUUUCUGUUCAACAGAUAAAGUUUAUCCUUUUCUUUGAAUAACCUAAUAAAGUAACAAAAUUGUAGCCUAAAAACCAACUUUUUGAGAAUUUUAGUGCAGAUGAAAACUUUGAUGCUCGAUUUGCUGUGAAUUAUGUUGUUACCCAUACUGGAAACGUGCUACAAGCUCCUCCAGCUAUUCUCAAAAGUUCUUGUGCUAUAGACAUCACUUGGUACGUAUUACAAUAGUUUUGGAAGUGUUACGGCUAAUUUUACAUUGACUUUUGAUAUUUAGGUAACAACUUAUCAUUAUAUUGUUUUAGGUUCCCAUUUGACGAACAAUUUUGUUUUCUAAAAGUAAGUAGCUUUUUCUGCACAGGCUAUGGCCUUGUAGAUACCAAAUAAUCGAUAUAUGGUAACUAAAAAUCGAAUUUAUCUUCUUGUGUUAUACUGUACUCAAUUUCAGUACGGUUCCUGGACCUACUCUCGUCGAGAGGUCAAUUUAUUCAUAGAAGACUCUCGUUUAACUGAAAACCAUAAGAUGGAUCUACAAUAUUAUGUUCCAAAUGGUGCGUGGGACAUUGUUGGAACACCAGCUUACCGAAAACCUUCUGAGUACGAAGGUGCUCAAUACGUUGAGUUGAUGUUCUAUAUGUGGUUGAGAAGGAAGACGAUUUACUAUGGUAUCAACUGGAUUAUACCUAGUAUUCUGUUUUUACUCAGUAACAUUCUCGGCUUCUCAUUGCCUUCUGAAUGCGGGGAAAAGUUCACUUUACGUAAGUUUAUAAGCAUAUUAUUAGGUUGUUCAACAAUUCAGAGACCCCUCUCAAAGCGAAUUUGCGGGGUUAGGGAGCACAUAGUUAUAUGAACAACCUAAAAUAAUAAAAAUUAUAUUAUGUUACGUACAAUCAAGUAUAACAUUGUUUUUUAGAAACCAACAAUCUUUUGUCAGUGACAAUGUUUCUUGGAAUGGUCGCGGAAGUUACCCCGCCCACCUCAACUUCAGUACCCAUUAUUGGAGCUUUCUUUGCCUUACAAAUGGUACUACUAGGAUCAUCAGUCAUUAUUACCAUCUUACUUAUCAGUAUUUCAUUUCGUUCACCAAAAACUCAUGAAAUGUCACCAUUUUUGAGAUUAAUCUUUCUGGAAUGGGUACCAUGGCUAUGCCUAAUGACACGCCCUGACGUCAAGUUUACUCGACCUGGGUAGGUCAAUAUGAAUUUUAUCGUUAUUGUAUAUUGUUGUAUAGACUAAAGGGUGAAAACUUGAAAAUAGUACAGUAAAACAAACUUAUUUCACUUACAAUAUUAAAGCCGCACCUGAAAUACUAAAAGCCAUGUUUUCAGAAGUCAAUCCAAAACAGCAGCUUCAAGUUUAUCAGACUCUAGAUCGUCCAGUACUUCUUCCUCAAUAUCAUUCCCUUACAAAGCCAAAAACAAAAUGGUACCUAUAAAAGAUGGUGCACGAUUAGUCAAAGGAAAUUCUCUUGAAUCACUCAAAAAUAUUUCUAUUUAUUUUUUUUUUUUUGGAUAUUAGGCAGCAUGAUGACAAAACCUAAACUACAACAACUUCAUGAUAACAUUGUAAACAAGGAGGACAUUGAUGAAGGUAUGGGAGAUGAUAUAUCAAUAAUUGGGGGGGGGGAAGGGGGGACCCCCAUCCCCGCGACUCCUCAUCCCCACGGGGAUUUUGUAAGUCAUCCCCGCGGGGACGGGGAUUUUGUAAGUCAUCCCCGCGGGGACGGGGAUUUAAAUAAUAAACAAAAUUUUAAAUUUAAUAUGCAAAAUUAUGACUUUAAUAAGUUAAGUAUUUAAAUUUUAACGUAAAAACAAAAAACAAUUAAACAAUUUAUUUAAUAAACCUUAUAAAUUCAAAAUAUAACAGUAAAAAAGUUUAAAAAUAACAGAGAAUAACAAUAAAUUGAUUAAAACUCUUCAAUGUCUUGAUUAAAGUCGUCACUGUUGUCAUCAUCAACUUUUUUCUUCUAAAUUAGUUGGCACCGUAAUAGUAGUAACGACUCAGCCAUAGAUUCUGAUAAGUUUGACCUGAGCUUGUCCGCAAAUAAUAAAGUCGUUUGGGAGAAGAACCUUUCGCUUGGAACUGAUGAAGCUGGGAUUCCUAAUAACGUCUUUGCAAUAAGGUGCAUAAUCGGAAAAAUGUUUGAGCUUGUCUUCCAGAAACUGAAAACGUCUUUGUUGAAGUUUCCAAUACGUAGCUUGUUACAUUCUUCCUACAAAUAUUAAGUUUAAGGUAAAAGUAUACGCAAAAGUUAAACUCACUAGCAAAAUUGUUAGCUUUAUUAUUUCCGUUCUGGUUUUCUUUCACAUUCAAUUCAUUGUCCAAAAAACUUAGGUCCAUUGAUGAUUGACUGCUUUCUUCAUCAAAACUUCUCUGUUUUCCUCUUGUAAAUUAACAUUAAGUAGUCCACAAGUCCGUUGAGCAUGGGAAAUAUUUCAGAUGCUGUUGAGUUGUCUGAUGAAAAAGUUAACGUCAGGUCGUUGAACUUCUCCAGUACCCGCACUAUGAUCUUUAAAGUUUAUAAAUAGGAUAAAACACAAUGCCAAAAAUUUGGCUCAAUUGAAAUUUCGUGGCAAGACUCAAGCAAAUAUUUUUAUUAAAUUUCAAUUUAUUUAUAAUUUUUUUAUAUAAAAAAUCCCCGCGGGGACGGGGAUCCCUCCCCCCCCCGCCGAGCACUCUACCUGCUACACUCAAACCUCUUUAGUAUGACACUUAAACGACUAGCCCAAACUUGUCAUUAUAAUCAGGGUGUCACGCUACCCAGCUACUUUUUGAUAGGGGUGCUAUUACAAAGAGCGGUCAAAAAUAUGUCAUUAUAAAGAACGUGUCACGCUUUCGAGAGUCAUACUAAAGAGUUUCACUGUAAUUAAACGCCUAAAACAAUACAAUUUCAGAACCUGAAACAAUAUCUUUUUCAGAAUCUUCAGAUGCCAUCCAAACCCACUUAACUACAGAAACUCUCCUUUGGGAUACCUUGAAGAUGCUUCGGUGUUACCUAGCUGAGUCCAAGCAAAGAGCUGAAGAAGAAGAAGCAGAAGAGAUUGAACAAGCCGAUUGGAGGUUCAUGGCUAUGGCCAUCGACCGGUUCUGUAUGUUUUUAUAUGCAUUUUUGUCUAUCGUACUGCCAGUGGCAAUGUACUGUAGUAUUCCUGAACAGGAGUUUAGGGGUGAGGUUUAUUAG